UCCACAUGCUAGUUCCCUCCGUCCGUGUCCUCAACGUCCCUUUCAGCCUUCAUCACAACACGCGCCAUGGGGAAGGAGUCGGAGACCACCGCCACCAUCCGCACCAGGAAGUUCCUCACCAACCGUCUGCUGAACAGGAAGCAGAUGGUUGUGGAUGUGCUGCACCCCAACCGAGCCACUGUUCCCAAGACAGAGAUCAGGGAGAAGCUGGCCAAGAUGUACAAGACCACCGGCGAUGUGGUUUUCUGCUUCGGGUUCCGCACUGCCUUUGGUGGCGGCAAGAGCACUGGCUUUGCUCUCGUCUACGACACCCUCGACUACGCCAAGAAGAUCGAGCCUAAAUACCGCCUCGUCAGGCAAGGGCUCCUGGAGGUGAAGAAGACGGCUCGCAAGCAGAGGAAGGAGCGCAAGAACAGAAUGAAGAAGGCGCGAGGCACAGCGAAGGCAAAGAUGGCAGCCGCUACGAAAAAGUAAAUGGAGCAAAGUGGACAAUAAAGCUAGACGUGAAGAAACAA
Molecule: messenger RNA, 515 nt
Organism: Eriocheir sinensis (Chinese mitten crab)
Lineage: Eukaryota; Metazoa; Arthropoda; Malacostraca; Decapoda; Varunidae
Gene: RpS24
Product: 40S ribosomal protein S24-like
Exons: 6
Coding region: 67-474 (135 amino acids)
Biological process (GO): translation
Cellular component (GO): ribosome
Molecular function (GO): structural constituent of ribosome
Source: RefSeq, a predicted model, not a curated record